CUCUUUUCAGAUUUUCCUCAUCAUUCAAAUGCUUCCAAGAAAUUUCAAUCCAACGAAACCAUUCUCCCCUCUGUUUUCUUCGCCCUCCUGUCACACUACAUAGCUCCAUUUCCAUCUUUGCAAGCUCCGAAAAAAUGGAAAUCUCAGUCUUGAACUACACCCAGAUUUGAAACCCAGAUUUUUCCUCAAAAACCCACACAAAAAGACUCAAUCUUUUCCAGGAAACACAGAUGAAAAAUGAAACACGCCCACGUUUUGCUGAUCUUGGUCAUACUCCUAACCUCGUUUUUCUUCUUAGCUUUGAUUCUUUGCCUGUCGUGUUGUUUCUGUAGAAGGAGGGGAACUGAAGAGGAUGUUCAUAGAGACCCAGAAUCUGGGUUUGAGGAAAGAGAAGGUGUGGUGGAGGUUAAGGAGACCCUAAUGAAUUUCAAGGGUGGGGAAGAUCUAGGGGUUAUUGACAUUCUUGAUGCUCCUGGGGAGGUGAUAGGGAAGUCAAAAUAUGGGACAUUGUAUAUGGCUUUGCUUAGGUCUGAUAAACCAGCACUGUUGAGAUUCUUUAGGCCACCCUGCACUUUGAGCCUUAAGGAAUUUGUCCCCAUUGUUGAGCUUUUAGGGUCAAUUAGGCACCCAAAUUUGGUGCCUUUGUUUGCAUUCUAUGCUGGGCCAAGAGGGGAGAAGCUCCUUGUUCAUCCCUUUUAUCGCAGAGGCGAUCUGGCUCAUCUCAUUGCAGAUGGCAAUGGCGAGGUUCACAGAUGGCCUACCAUAUGUAUGAUCUCCAUGGGAAUCGCAAGAGCUCUGUACCACCUCCACACUGACUUUGAAAUCCCCAUAGUCCACGGGAACUUGAAGGCGAAGAACAUACUUCUUGACAGUCAUUUCCAGCCACACGUCUCAGAUUUCGGUCUCCAUUUACUCUUGACACCAAAAGCAGGACAAGAAAUGCUUGAAACUGCUGCUGCUGAGGGGUACAAAGGUCCAGAGCUGAUAAAAAUCAAAGACAUUAGUGAAGAAGGAGAUAUAUAUAGCUUCGGAGUGAUCUUGCUGGAACUCCUCACUGGGAAAGAACCAUUUCUUGGCAUCUCAUCGCAUCUCAGCUUGCCAAACAUGGUCAAGAGUGCCAUAAUUGAGGAACGGAUCACAGAGCUGUUUCAUCCUAUGGUUCUUGUUGACCAAAAGGAGGGCCGUGUCGUGGAGUUGCUUCGGUUAGCCAUGGAUUGUUGCUCCCCAUUUCCUCCUCUAAGGCCUAAUAUUAAGGAGGUUUUAGCUAGGCUUCAAGAAAUUGGAAGGGCAACAACAACAACAACAACAACAAAAACCCAGUAGAGUCCCACAGAAAGUAAGGUUUGGGUGAGAAUGUGUGCAGAUCUCACCCCAACUCGGGAGUAGAAAAGGACAACACAAAGACGCUGACGAAACUAACAUUUUAGGGUAUGCGGUACUCUUCAAAAAUUGAUCUUGAAAUGCAAUUCCACGUCCGAAUAUGUUCAUCUCAUUAUUCCUUCAAAGUGAAGACGCAAAGUUUUGCCACUUUUUUGCACGAAUUUAUAGCGUUAAAUGGUUUGAUUUGACACGAUAAAUUUAGUGUCACAGGCCCUGACAUAGUUGAUGAUGGGCCAAAAGAUUCUGCAGAUGAGAUCUUUUUUUUUCAGGAAUGUUUCAAGAAUGAAGAAGACACUCAUUUCUGAAAGAUGAGUUUGUGGUUGGAAACACAGGAAAGCCUUUAUAUAUAUAGAUUGAUCAGAUCAAACUAAUGACAGAGUAGUAGAUUUGACUGUAUGUAU
Molecule: messenger RNA, 1781 nt
Organism: Cuscuta campestris
Lineage: Eukaryota; Viridiplantae; Streptophyta; Magnoliopsida; Solanales; Convolvulaceae
Source: the annotation of a GenBank genome assembly